Molecule: messenger RNA, 1647 nt
Organism: Trametes versicolor FP-101664 SS1
Lineage: Eukaryota; Fungi; Basidiomycota; Agaricomycetes; Polyporales; Polyporaceae
Exons: 1
Coding region: 10-1647 (545 amino acids)
Molecular function (GO): protein binding
Source: RefSeq, a predicted model, not a curated record
CCGGUGGCUAUGGACACGAUAACGAGCCCGUCUAUACGUGCCGAGCUCUUGCGGAUUUCCAAUCAACGAGCCACCAUCGCUGUGCAGCGCGCCGCUCUAGAGAAGCAGGAUUGCCAACUGGCCUAUCUCUGGAACACGUAUCAGCAUCCCAAUCGACUUCCUGCGGAAGUUUUGGUCGAAGUCUUUACAGCGAGCGCCUUGCGUGGCUACAUCCCUACCUCCUCAUGGAUGAGCCUAAGGCUGGUCUGUCGUCAUUGGGACGAAGUCGUCUGUGGGACGCCCUCGUUUUGGCGCACGGUCGACGUCUACAGAAAUCAGAACUGGCUGGCGCUGUGCCUCUCUCGUUCCGCUCAAGCGACCCUGGACAUCAUUUUCCAUCCCGCGUCAUCGCAGUUUCCCAUAGAGGGCCUCCAGACGUCACUUUUCCUUCACGCGGCUCGCAUAUGCUCCCUAACUGUCCUGCACCGUGUCCCACAGGAAACACUCUCCAACCUCCUCCCGUUGUUCGCCUUCGACAUGCCCGUCCUCGAGAACGUCACCUUCGUAUCGCCUCUUCCCUGGGCCGCGGAACUUCACUUUUCUCACCAACGCCACCCACAUGUUCGACGGUUGUAUUUGAACCGUCUAUGUUGCCCCGUGGAUCUUCAGCUCCUAUCCAAUUUGUGCUCCCUGACCCUCACUACAUGCCGCGACGCCUUCCGGGUGGACGAUUUCUUCGACCUUCUAGCGUCAAGCUCCCGCCUCGAGAGCCUACGGCUCGACCACUUUCUUCACGGGCUCAUCGGCCGGCUUCGUCCGCUUUCGACCUCCCUCAGGCAAACGAUCGCGUUGCCUCGGCUCACCGGCCUCCGUCUCACGGAGAGUGAUAUGGACAUCAUAUCGACGUUCACAUCGUAUCUGCGCCUCCCGCCCAGCGCAAGCAUCUAUCUGUCCUGCUACCCUGAGAGCACUCCAACAGUUGACCCGCUUUCCAACUUCCUACCCCCGAUCGCUCAUCGCACGUCAUUCAUGCCACUCCUCAGCUGUUCGACAGUGACCGAGGCCUCUCUCUGGCUCUCCUGUGCGAAAUAUGCGAUGAGGGCGUUGGACACCACGCACGGAUCGACGCUCUUCCUGAGCAUCCACGAGUCGGCGGGAGAGGUGCUAGAACACGACUCGAUGGGCCUUCAGCAUGGUGUUUCGGACCUGCUCGACCUUUUGGAUUCCGGAGCCGCUCCUCUGACCCGUCUGUCCAUUGCCGGCCUCGAAGACAAUGCCCCGGUCCGGGCUUGGGGCCAGCUAUUCACGUCGUUCCCCGCGCUGGAGUUCCUCACGCUCUCCCCGGCCGGGUCUCGGACGCGCGUGGCGACGUUAUGGACCGCGCUUCGUGGUUCCGGUGGAGCCGACGCGGAUACGAUCGACUCAACGACCGUCAUUACAUGGCCGCGCCUGUCGCAUCUGGAGUUCGGAGACGGCUUUAUCAUGUCCCCCGCACUCUUUUCCCAAAUGCUGGACUGUCUGGAGUGGAGAGAGGAAAGGGGCUCGCGACUGCGGUAUCUUCAGCUGGACGACCGCAUGCACAGAGACGACGGUCAGCUAGCGAACAUCUCGACGGACAAUCUCGACAUAGCACGGUUGAGAACCCUUGUAGAUGAGUUAGCGAUGUAA